Messenger RNA from Spinacia oleracea (spinach), 2044 nucleotides. RefSeq names its product transcription factor bHLH90. The coding region runs from base 444 to 1799 and encodes 451 amino acids. Gene Ontology annotation, biological process: regulation of DNA-templated transcription. Gene Ontology annotation, molecular function: DNA-binding transcription factor activity; sequence-specific DNA binding; protein dimerization activity. Gene Ontology annotation, cellular component: nucleus. Lineage: Eukaryota; Viridiplantae; Streptophyta; Magnoliopsida; Caryophyllales; Amaranthaceae. The transcript is spliced from 8 exons. The record is from RefSeq and is a predicted model, not a curated record.
AGUGGUCCCACCCAACGCGCCAUUUUCAGAAGCGUAAACCUCGCAAUUCUUCCGCAUGCUAUGAUCCUCUGCAUCACACCCUCAUCAAAUCACAUGCAGACUACCUCCCCUGAUCUCCACAUGUCCCCCAAAUCACCAUCAUCUCUCACUUUCUCUCUCUCGAUCGUUACCUGUAGCUUUCCCGCUUUUUUGAACCGUUCUUUAGGCCGUUAAACCCCUACUUCCCCUUUCUUUCUGUUAGUCAAGAGAGGAGAGAGAAAGUGUCAGGUUUUUUCUGACACAGCAAUGAUUUGGUACUGAUUUUGUUAUUGGUUUUUCUUAACUUGGGUAUAAAAAUUUGGGUGGUUGAUUUCUCUGGGGUGAUCAAAAAGUUCUUGGUAUUUUCCUUGGAGAAGAAGGUUUUGAGUUCAAAGCAGAGAGUUGCACACCAAGUGUUUGACGAAAUGAGUCACUUAGAAAGAGCAUUAGAAUGGUUAAGGCCUUUGGUUUUGAACUCUAAUAUUUGGGAUUAUUGUGUUCUCUGGAAGCUUGGUGAUGAUCCUUCCAGGUUUAUAGAGUGGCUGGGUUGUUGCUGCAAUGGUGGUGGGAAACAGGACAUUGGUUUAAAAAAGAGGAAGAAAGAGAAGAACAACACAUUCCAAUUUUGCAGGGAUGCUACUUUUGUUCACUUCGCUAAUACAACAUCUUGUCAAUCUCUUGCCAAUUUGCCUCAAUUUAUGUCAAUCUAUUCUGGGCUUCACGGAGAAGUUGUGAUUUCGUGUCAACCUCGGUGGCUUGCUAGUACUUCUGAGAUAUCUGAUUUGAAGGUGUCAACCGAGGAAUCCUGUGGAACUCAUGUUUUAAUCCCUGUGCUUGGUGGUUUAGUAGAACUGUACUCAUCAAAACAUGUAGAAGAGGAUGAAAGUGUUAUAGAUUAUGUGAAGGGUCAGUUCAACAUCUACGCAGAGCUAGAAACCAUGUCAACCUCUACUAUAAGCUUUGAUGGACAAUCCAUUGAUCCAAUUUUCGAUACAAAAUCAAAUAGUUGUCUAUCGUCCUUAAAUCAAUCCAACAUGCCAGCUUGGCCUCAAUCCACUUUGGAUGGAUCCUCCACUGGUUCGUUUCCUUCAGAUGAGCGUCCUUCUCCUGAUUCCAACCCUUGUUCUGUAUCUCAAGAUACAUUCUUCAAGCCGCUUACUGUCUGUCACGACAAUUCUACCAUUGAGAAAGACAUACGAGUAGUGGAGAUUAAACACAAGCCAGAGAGAGGAACAGGAAAAUCUAAGAAUCUUUUAACUGAGAGGAAUAGGAGACAAAGGAUUAGCAAUGGCCUUCUUUCCUUGCGUGCUUUGGUCCCUAAGAUCACCAAGAUGCACAAAGCUGCAACUCUAGCAGAUGCCAUUGAUUAUAUAGAAGAGCUAAAUAAUGAGAUCAAGAAACUCCAAGAUGAGCUUAAAAGUUUGAUGGAAGAGGACUCUGACGAAAAGAAUACAUCAAAGCUGAACAUUUCCCAUUUGAAUGAAAAUAUCAGCAACCCUAAACAAGCUAAUUCUUCUAUCACAGAAAGGCCAAAACUGGAGGUUCAUGUACAAGUAAAUGAGCUUGGUAGUGGUAACUUCUUGCUGAAAAUUGUAUGUCAACAAAAACCCGGUGUGUAUACAAAGUUGCUCGAGGCUUUAGGUGCUUUAGAUUUGCCCAUAAAAGAUGCCAAUCUCACGACAUGUGAUGGAAAAGUAUCAACCAUUUUUACGGUGCAGUCGAACAAGAAAGAUAUUCGAGAGAAGGACUUGAGGGAAUCAUUGGCUAGCCUAACAGGAUAAAAGUAUGCUCCCCAUGAAGAUCAGCAACAUAUUUCACCCAGCAACUUGGGCAAUAGUUAUUGUGUUAUAGUUAGUUAACCUUUCGAGAUUUGAUCUUCUCUGUAAUUAGCAGCUACCCUUCUGUUCUUGGUUUGUAGUUUGUAGUUUGUAGUUGAACUCUUAUCCUUUCUUUAUGUAUAUAGCGGAGUACAAUAGUUACAAUCCAAGUACUUACCAAAUAUGAAGUAUAUAGCAAGUUCAGUUUA